AUGAAGCUAUUCGCCUGCGAGGCCUCGGGCGUCCCCAUAGCCGGCUUUUCUGACCUUUCGACAAUAUUCGUCACCUCUCACUUUGUCUCGCCUCUCGUCCUCGCGUGUAUCCGCACCGUCCUUUUCGUAUACAGCUUCACCACCAUCAUUGUCUCAUAUGCCUGGCUCUCAAAUAACACAGCAACCGUCGGCCUGAAGGAUGUCAACAUCGGCUCGUAUAAGGUCCAGCAGAGUGAAGCUACUAUUGGGCAGUCGUUCAGCUUCUUCACCUAUUUCACUUUCUGGUCCCUCGGAUUCUACUUCUUGGUUUCAGCCGUACACACAUUUAUGUUUGCCUUCAUGAAGCGUACCUGGCUGCACGACUGGCCCAAGUUUCUCCAGAUCAUGCACUCUUUGUACUACUCGUGCAUCACAUGCAUGCCCUUCCUGGUUAAUAUCGUGUUCGGGGGCACUAUGAACAGCGGCUGGCCGUUCGGUCGCUUUGAACAGUGGAUGAAUCCCUCAGUUCACGGUUUAAACUCGAUGUUCGCGGUCGUCGAGAUUUUGCUGUCUGCCACGGAGGCACCGCCGGUGUUGCACCUCAGCGUCAUUCUGCUGAUCAUGUCGGUAUAUCUUGGUCUCGCAUACCUGACCAGGUACACACAAGGGCUUUAUGUGUACGAGUGGCUGAAACCAGCGCAUGGAAUCGCCAGCAUUAUCUUACAUGUGUUGGGUUACGCUGCUGGUAGGAUAGCAAUCUUCUUCCUUGCGUCGGGCGCGAUCAGGCUGAGGAACAUACUCGCCCGACGACUGAGCGAGGGCAAGGAAGUGGGAAGCAUCCAAGAGAAGGGUAUGAAGUUAGAUGAUGCAUGCGAUACCUGGUCGAGUACCGUCAGCGUGUCAAGGCCAGAGUCGGCUUUGACUGGAGGACUUUGGUCAAGUCGCGUGUAG
Molecule: messenger RNA, 930 nt
Organism: Didymella exigua CBS 183.55
Lineage: Eukaryota; Fungi; Ascomycota; Dothideomycetes; Pleosporales; Didymellaceae
Exons: 2
Coding region: 1-930 (309 amino acids)
Cellular component (GO): membrane
Source: RefSeq, a predicted model, not a curated record